Messenger RNA from Ceutorhynchus assimilis (cabbage seed weevil), 734 nucleotides. NCBI's taxonomy places the organism in Eukaryota, Metazoa, Arthropoda, Insecta, Coleoptera, Curculionidae. The record is from the annotation of a GenBank genome assembly.
CGAGCAACAAGGCAACGGCAACGAGCAACCGCAGUGGCAGUCCGUCGAAGUUGCGCGCCGGUUGUGUCGUUAGGAAUAUACAAAAUACUAUAUACUGGGUGCAUGCGUUCUGCCUGCGUACCUAUUCUAAGCUGUGCAAUCUUCGCGGCUCUUUCUUGACUGGCUUUAGCUUUUCGCUCGUUUCCUGCAAACGGCCAGCGAAACGCAGGUAUUGAACCGGACUUCUCUUUUACGUUUUGGUGAUUUUCUGUGUGACUUACCGUUUGGUGUUAAUUGGUCGAUUGGUGCUCUAGAGGCCAAUUUUUUUUUGGGGAAUCCCAUUCAUUAGUUCAGCUACGAGUAUAAAAAUAUAUCUCUGAGCCUCUGAAAAUAUGGAAGUAGGAUUGCAAAGCGGUUUCGUGGCCAAUGGAGGACCGCCUCCCCCGGCUGGAAUUUUAGCCGUAGGAGAAGUUCAGAGGACUACUAACAGUAGAUCGCCAGCAAAGACCGGACUGCACGUCAACUUUAAAGAAAAAGGAGAAAUCAAGGAAAAACGAGAGAAGUUUUUAACUGCCAAAUACGGACAUCACCAAAUGAGCCUUAUAAGGAAACGUCUGGCUGUGGAAAUGUGGCUGUAUGAAGAACUUAAGAAACUAUACGAAUCAAAAAAUGAUUUAUUUUUAUCACGUAUACGGGUUCGCAGAUUAGCUACAUUUAUUCAAAGUAAGCUAUUUGCAAUGCAAAAUUACAACUGA